This is a messenger RNA of Spodoptera exigua (beet armyworm), 1113 nucleotides long. NCBI's taxonomy places the organism in Eukaryota, Metazoa, Arthropoda, Insecta, Lepidoptera, Noctuidae. The record is from the annotation of a GenBank genome assembly.
AUGGUGGACUGCAGGCCGGGCGCGGGUGCUCCGCCCCUUGAACUCACACAUCCCCAACCAAAUGGCGGCGCGCCAAAUGAGAAUCAUCAUAACCAGCAGGCGGGAGGUAACGGGGACAUGGUGGCCCACGGCAUUGCUUCCCCGGCGUCAGUGCGGUCUUCCACACCGGCCUCGACAAACACGCUGACUACCUAUACCAACGCGAUGAACCCUGGUGGGGGUGUUGGCGGAAACGGGUACCCCGUGGGAGGCGUGGGGGGCAUGCCAGGCGUGAGCGCGGGCGGGGCGUGCGCGCCUUACGUGUGCGGCGUGAAGAGCGUGGUGUGGUGCGGGGGCCCGGGCGGGGGCGCAGGCAUGGCGCCGGCGCCCCCGCCCGGCCACGCGCACGUGCCGCCCCCUCCGCCGCCCGGCGUCAACGCGCACGUGUUCAAGAGCAUCCAGCCGAACGGCUCCGACCUGCCCAUGAACGACAUCCCCACGCUGCGCUUCUACUACAACCUGGGCGUGGAGUGCGUGUGGGCCACGUACGGGCCCCCGCGGCCCUACUCGGCGCGCGACCUGGCGCACGACCUGGCGCACGUGUCGCUGGCCGACCGCGCCCACCACGCGCCCGACCACGCGCACAAACACAAGCCCGCGCCCGCCGCAGACAAGCCGCAGCUCAACAACCAGCCCAAGGGCAACGGCCAGCGACCUCUGCUCGGGCCCAGAUUCAAGCGCGGAGGCGGCAAUCAAGACGGCAAUCAAAACUCGAACCACAAUCAGAACAAGCACAACAACAACAUGGGCAAUAAAGGCCCUAACAACCGUCGCAACUCUCACGGCGAGCCGCGCGGCCCGCACAUUGGCUACAGCGGCGCAGGCGAGGGCGAGUGCGUCAUGGAACAGCCCAUGCUGACCCUGCCGUACAUCCCAUACCCACCACCCAUGUAUCCAAUACAGUACUACCCUGUUGAAACUGACCCUGCUAUGAUGGGUAUGAUGGGCGGUAUGGGCUACGUUGGCUACGAGGAAGGAGUAUAUGAGGGAGGGAUGCAGGCAUACUACCCUCCCGCCCCGCACUACCCGCCGCCGCAUCCACACCCACACCCACACCACGUAGAGCACAAGUAA